This is a messenger RNA of Morus notabilis, 1107 nucleotides long. RefSeq names its product heat stress transcription factor B-3. Gene Ontology annotation, biological process: regulation of transcription by RNA polymerase II. The transcript has 2 exons. Gene Ontology annotation, cellular component: nucleus. NCBI's taxonomy places the organism in Eukaryota, Viridiplantae, Streptophyta, Magnoliopsida, Rosales, Moraceae. Gene Ontology annotation, molecular function: DNA-binding transcription factor activity; RNA polymerase II cis-regulatory region sequence-specific DNA binding. The record is from RefSeq and is a predicted model, not a curated record. Bases 103 to 855 code for a protein of 250 amino acids.
GAUCUUCUUCUUUUUGCCAUCCUUCUUCUUCUUCUUCUUCUUUUUGCCAUCCUUCUUCUUCUUCUAACUCCACUCAAUUAUCCCUAGCCCAUAAUAAAGAUUAUGGAAUUAGGUGUAGUUUGUGAGAAGGGUUUGGUGGAAUACAUGAGAAAGUCAACUCCACCCCCUUUCUUGUUGAAGACAUACAUGCUGGUUGAAGAUCCGGUGACCGACGAUGUCAUCUCGUGGAACGAAGAAGGGACGGCGUUUGUGGUGUGGCAGCCGGCGGAAUUCGCCCGGGAUCUCCUCCCAACCCUCUUCAAGCAUAGCAACUUUUCUAGCUUUGUCAGGCAGCUCAACACUUAUGGAUUCCGUAAGAUUUCAACAAGCCGGUGGGAGUUCAGCAACGACAACUUCCGGAAGGGCGAAAAGGACAACUUAUGCCAAAUUCGUAGAAGAAAAGCAUGGGCCAACAAGCAGCAACCCGGUGCCCUAAUCCAAGCCGAGGCGGCUGGCGCCGCGCCUCCACCGGGGCCUCAAGAGUCUGUCGUCGACGAAGACCAAAGGUCUUCUUCGACAUCCUCGUCGUCCGAGUUCAUAACCCUAGUGGACGAGAACAAGAGGCUCAAGAAAGAAAAUGGGGUGUUGAGCUCUGAGCUGACGAGCAUGAAGAGCAAGUGUAAAGAGCUUCUUGAUUUGGUGGCUAUGCACACUCGUUUGGAUGAUCAGAAAGAACAAAAUCAAGUUGAUGGUGAUCAAAGGCCUAAGCUUUUUGGUGUGAGAUUGGAAGUUGAGGGGGAGAUGGAGAAGAAGAGAAAGAGGGCUGAAGUUAGUCAAAGCGCAAGCAUUUUAUUGUCUCAAUUAGCAUGCAAAUAAUAAAAAAAGUUUCCUUAGUAAAAAAAAAAAAAAAAGAUUUUAUAUGGUUUGUUAAGAUGUAAUUUGAGUGGGGGUUUAUUUAUGGAUAGAUAAUUGUGUUUUCAUUUGAGCAUAGUGUAUUAUUGGUAGUAAUAGUGAAUGAAUGAACUGAAAAAACAGUUCAGGAAACAUAUAAUGUAAGAUAUUAUAUGUUCAUCGACAUGCAAUGUUAAUAAUACAAGGUGAUUAAAUUAGGCACAAGCCUAGUUGAAA